Molecule: messenger RNA, 315 nt
Organism: Penicillium mononematosum
Lineage: Eukaryota; Fungi; Ascomycota; Eurotiomycetes; Eurotiales; Aspergillaceae
Product: epoxide hydrolase N-terminal domain-containing protein
Exons: 1
Coding region: 1-315 (104 amino acids)
Biological process (GO): epoxide metabolic process
Molecular function (GO): epoxide hydrolase activity
Source: RefSeq, a predicted model, not a curated record
AUGACUUCUAGUUUCGGCCAAGUCCCUCGGAGCGCUCCUGGCAAACCAGAAGCGUUCACACUUCACAUCUCUGAUCAAGAUGUCACGCAUUUCAAGGCCCUUCUUGAGCUAUCCAAGGUCGGGCCCAAGACGUGGUGGAAUGAGCAUACGGACGGGUCAUUCGGUAUCUCUCGCGACUGGCUCAUCAAAGCUAAGGACACAUGGAUAGGAAACUUUGACUGGCGACAGCAGGAGGCGCAUAUUAACUCGUUUCCCAACUUCAAGAUUGGAAUUGACAAUCCAGAAUACGGUCGGUUAAGUGUGCACUUUUGGUGA